CCCUGGAGCCCGUCCCCGACCCGCGGCCGGCCGAGCAGUUAGAGGGAGGAAGGGAGCCGAUCACUGGAGAGAUGUCCAGGAGAAAACAGAGCAACCCCCGGCAGAUCAAACGUUCUCUUGGUGACAUGGAGGAAGGAGAAGACAAUCAGGCCGAGGAUGCCAGCCAAUCAGAGAAAGAGGGGGGAGCUUCAGAUCCUGAGGCAUCAGGAGAGUGUGAGCCCUUCAGCCCUCCCUGCAGCGAAACAGAGACUCAGGAAGGCCCAGAAGGCCUCAAGGAGCUGGAGGAGCAAGAGUUUGACCGAGGUCCGGAAGAGGCGAGCCCGUGGAAUGGGCCAGAUGAAUUGGAGUUAAUCUCACAGGAUGGGGAAAGCAAAGUUCGUGCCAAGAGGAGUCUCCCUGAGGGAAUUUCCUGGGGUCCAUUCAGUGGAAACAUCCAGAGUGAAGGGCAAACAGAGACGAGCCCACCCAUGACCCUGCUGGUGGGAGAGGAGUGCUGCUGGCUGACGAAGCUCCCCCUGGUCUCCAGUGAAACAGAUGCCAACUCGGUGAUCUUCAGAAAGGACGAGGCCAUUUGGUGCAAGACAACCAAGCCUGUGCCCGAAGCUGGACUGAUGAACACGUUCCUCAUGGCGGAGCCCCGGGGCAUCACCAGCAACCCAGUGAAGACAGAACCUGGGGAUCCUGAAUACCCAGCCACUGUGCACUCAGACAUCCAGCUCCUGCCUCAGCAAGCAGGGAUGGCAGCCAUCCUGGCCACCGCCGUCGUCAAUAAGGACAUCUUCCCCUGCAAAGACUGUGGCAUCUGGUAUCGGAGUGAACGGAACCUGCAGGCUCACCUCAUGUACUACUGUGCCAGCCGCCAGAGUUCGAGCUCGCCGCUGGUGGAGGAGAAGCCCAAAGAGACAUACCCCAACGAGCGGGUCUGCCCCUUCCCCCAGUGUAAGAAGAGCUGCCCCAGCGCCAGCUCCCUGGAGAUCCACAUGCGAAGCCACAGUGGAGAAAGACCCUUCGUGUGCCUGAUCUGCCUGUCGGCCUUCACCACCAAAGCCAACUGUGAGCGGCACCUGAAGGUUCACACAGACACCCUGAGCGGGAUCUGCCACAGUUGUGGCUUCGUCUCCACUACGAGAGACAUCCUCUAUAGCCAUCUGGUAACCAACCACAUGAUCUGCCAGCCGGGCUCCAAAGGCGAAAUCUACUCCCCCGGCGCAGGUCACCUGGCCGCCAAGCCAGGCCCCGCAGGUCUGGCUCAGGCCAGCUCCACCCCCGGCCUCAAGUGUGGCCUCUGUGGCCUCCUCGCCGAUAGCCUCGCCAACCUCCAGCAGCACAUGGCCCUGCAUGGUCCUCUGCCCGCUCCAGACUCCAGCCAGGCGCCCCCGGGCCCCGAGUCACCCACUCCUCCAGACGCUUUGGCCAAGAAGGCCCCAGCUGAGACAGAAAAUGGGGAAGCCCAGGCUGCCCCCCAAGAAAGCUGCUCCUCCUCUUCCUCAUCCUCUGGUGAGGGGACAGUGCCGCUCCUGAGGAUCAAAGAGGAGGCUGGGGAGGGCCAGGGGACGGAGCCUGAGAUGGCCAAGAGCCACAGCCGGGCCGAGCCCGGCGCCAGCCCUCAGUCAGAGGCCGAGUCGUCCUCGAGGACGUCCUCCCCACAAAGCCUGGCGUCUGUGAAGGUCAAAUCAGAGCUGGCCAGCCCCACACCAGGCUCCAGCCCCGUGCCCAGUGAGGCGGGCGUGGGCUCCUCUGGAGGCACCAUCUUUCUGCCCCAGUACAUGUUUGGCCCUGAAACCUCUGUUGUCCCUCAGGCCUCUGAAAUCCUGGCCAAGAUGUCCGAGCUGGUUCACAGCCGGCUCAAGCAAGGCCACGGAGGGGUGGCACCAGCCCUGUACCCAGGGACCCCUGCGCCCAAGGGAGCCACCUGCUUCGAGUGCGAAAUCACCUUCAAUAACAUAAAUAACUACUAUGUGCACAAGCGUCUGUACUGUUCCAGCCGCCACAUGGCAGAGGACAGUCCCCCCGGGGCCCGAAAGCCAAAAGUGGCCGCCCCCCCCAAGGGUCCCUCAGGCACUGCGGUCGCCCCCGCCAGAGCCAUCCUCUCCCCCCAACCCCCCGAAGGGCAGGGCCCACCCGCCCCUGCUGAGGGUGAAGUGGAGGGAGAGCACCUGUCCCCAGUGGCGGAGGCCAAGGCUGAGGAGGCAGGAGGGGUAAAGGAAGCCUCUCCGGAGGUGGACGGGCCGGGACGGGGCAGUGAGGACAGCCAGAGCCCUAGGAGCUCCGUGGACGACACCGAUGAGGAUCCCAUGAAGACCGUGUGCGAGGCCUGCAACAUCCGUUUCAGCCGCCAUGAGACCUACACGGUACACAAACGCUAUUACUGUGCCUCUCGCCACGACCCCCCUCUGCGGAGGCCUGGAGGUCCCAAUAAGGUGGCCUUCCUGCCCCAGCCAGUACGCACUCGAAAACGGCGCAAACUUUAUGAAAUCCAUGCCGCCACCAGCAAUGCUGGCCUGUUGCCAGCAACUCACCCACCGCCACCACCGCCACCACCACCACCUCCCCUUGGGGAGCUGCCUGCCUCCCCACAGCUGGGCGUAAGCCCGGCCGAUGCACUGGGGCUGGGUACCCGGCCCGAUGUGCCUCCCGCCCUCCUGCUGCCUGUGGGCAAGGCUCCCACCUCGGCCCCCUCCCCAAGCUCCAGCCCGGAUGCAGAUGGCCCCAUCGACCUAAGCAAGAAGCCGCGGCUACACAGAACUGAGGGGGGGCCUCCAGCCCCCCCUCCACCUCCGCCUCUGCUCCCCCUAACCGACUACCAUGAGUGCACGGCCUGCUGCGUCAGCUUCCACAGCCUGGAGGCCUACCUGGCCCACAAGAAAUACUACUGCCCGGCUGCCCCCCUGCAGCAGAAUGCCUUGGAGCAGCUGCAGAAGAUUCAGGGCCUGGCCAAGCCCCGCCUGGGUGGAGAAGGACCCCGGGGAGUGCCUGGGGAGGAGCUGGAGGGUGGCAUGCGGGUGAAAGUGGAGAAGGGGGUGGCAUCAGCCAACCCAGGACCAGGCAAAACCUCAGGCCUGCCAGUCACUUACGCUGGUGGGGACCCCCUGCACCGCUACCCAGGCCCCAAACCCCUUCACCUCCCUGGUGGGAAGCCUCCGCCCCCAGUGGUGUGUCCCUACUGUCCUCUCAACGGGGCCAUCAAAGGCGACCUGAUCGAGCACUUCCGCCACGCGCAUGGCCUCCUGGUGGCCAAGCCGGUGGCAGGACACAUACUGGCCGAGGCGACUGCACCCCACACCCGGACGCUGGCCGAGAACAGCCUCCCGGCUCCUCUCUCGCUGCCCCCAGCGACAUCUUCCUCCUCCUCGUCCUCGUCCUCCUCAGCCUCCUCUUCAUCUUCUUCCCCACAGCCAGGCCCCAGGCUCCCUCGGGACAGCUUCAAUGGUCAUGAGCUCAAGGAGUCCCCAGCCCCAGCCAACGGCAGUCCCCUGCCCACCGGCUCUCCCCGGCCCGGCCUGCCCCUGUCUCCAGCCACUGCCCCAGCCCUCACCCUCUCGCCAGUGCCUGAAGCUGUGCUCCAGCCUCCCACCCCACCCAUGUACACAGACAAGGGGGUUCAGACCCCCAGCAAAGUCGCGCCUGCCACCGUCCCCAACGGCAACCACAGAUACUGUCGUCUGUGCAACAUCAAAUUCAGCAGUCUGUCCACGUUUAUAGCACACAAGAAGUAUUAUUGUUCCUCCCACGCCGCAGAGCAUGUAAAAUAAUCCUGAACUCCCUCCCCUCUUUCCUCUUCCUCCCCUUUCCCCCUCUCCUCCAUGCCUGUCCCACCACACUACAGACUGAUGACCAGUUGACACACCCUCAGCCCUGGCCACGGCCGGCAGACCAGGACAUCUCAGCACGUGGCCGGAGGGGAGAGGAUGGUGGCGGCAGCAGCGGGGGGCCUGUCCCCCAGAGCACUACGGCAGGGCAAGACAUCCCCUUCUGCCCCAGGAAUCUUUCCAACAAAGCACAAGGCAUUGAUCACUCAGUCGGGCACCUCCCGGAGCUCAGAGCCGCCUGGAUGGACCCCCUUUGCCCCUGAGCCCAAUGACCGAGGAGGUGGGGUGGGUUGGCCAGAGAAGUGGUUCGCUACAAAGAAAGGCAGGGUUGGGCGGAGGGGGGCAGAAUGAGACCCCAAACCCUCGGCACUUAAUAAAGAAUUACAGUUUGAUGAUGAA
Molecule: messenger RNA, 4208 nt
Organism: Vombatus ursinus (common wombat)
Lineage: Eukaryota; Metazoa; Chordata; Mammalia; Diprotodontia; Vombatidae
Gene: ZFPM1
Product: zinc finger protein, FOG family member 1
Exons: 10
Coding region: 72-3752 (1226 amino acids)
Biological process (GO): megakaryocyte differentiation; negative regulation of transcription by RNA polymerase II; positive regulation of transcription by RNA polymerase II
Cellular component (GO): nucleus
Molecular function (GO): RNA polymerase II-specific DNA-binding transcription factor binding
Source: RefSeq, a predicted model, not a curated record